CGUUGCCGUUUUCUGCGGUUUUGCCUCAACUGUUAUCCUUCCGAACGGUUUUCUGUUCUCUCAGCCAGGUUUGCCGUUGUUCGAGUAUACGUACCAUUCUGCUCAACACACGACAGGCUCGCGGGAUAGCUAGAGGUGGAGGAGGCUCUCAAUGAAGCUAUGCGACAUCCUAGCCACUUCCGCUCGUCAUGCGCUCCGAUCUUCACCGCCCUCCUCCUCACCGUCCUCCUCUCACCACCACCAACACGAUGCGCGACCGUCAGCACGCCACCACCCAACGCGACAGUGCUCAAGCUCGGGGUGAUAUUGCCCUUCACCAACGUGCACUUCGUGGACCCGCUGAACUACUCGAAUGCGUACUUCGAGACGAUGCAACUGGCGAUCGAUAUGAUCUCCGCUACGUCGCUCCUGCCUGCCGACGCGUAUAUACAGCUUGAUCCGAGGGACUCGCAGGAUAUGGUGCGGGAGGGGAUGAGCAAUGCGUUGGAUUUGGCGAAGGAUGGGGCGAUUGGGCUUGUAGGCGACAUAACAUCCGGCGUAACAAUCGGCCCCGCGCUCGCAACUGGCUACCUCCAGAUCCCGAUAUGCGGGUCAACAGCGACCGCCAGCGAUUUCGACAAUAAGGAAAAGUACCCAUUUUUCUUCAGGACGAUUCCCUCCGACCAGAUGCAUGCAACGGCGUUCCUGCGCAUCUUCCAGUACUAUAACUGGGCGCAGACAGCCAUGAUGUAUGACAACUCUGAUUAUGCCAAAGGCAUCGUAACGAUGUUCUCCGCCCUAGCCGCUGCCAACGACAUCCGGGUGCUCAGCAUCGAGCAGUACUACCCGAAAUACUACCGACCAGCGAUCAAGUCGAUUGCGGAGAGCAAGGCGAGGAUUAUUAUAUGGGUUGGGAAUCGGGAGGAUGAUUUGGUGGAUAUUUUGCCGGUCGCGAGGGACGCCGGACUGCUCGCCCGAGAAUACGUAUGGCUAGCGGUCGAAGCGGCGUUAUGGGCGCCGGCGCAGAUGGAGCCGCCGGACUAUCACCUGUUGGACGGGUUCAUUGUGAGCGGUUCAGGUGUGUGCUUAUGUUCGUCUACGACUGUAUCUGGGCCUUCGCGCACAUCUGGCGCUCCCUCCUGGACUCCCAAACCCCUCUCUCCUCAAUCGCAGCCGGAAACUACUCCAAGAACCUGACGGCGUUGCUGGGAAGCGUAGAAGGGUUCCUGGGCGCGACGGGGCCGGUGUUUUUUGAUUCGGAGACGCUCUCGAGGGAUGGGUAGGGUUUCCUCGUUUAUCAUUUCACGUUGCGAUGAGUGUGGGAGCUGGACUGAUAUCAUCUUGUUGGGGCAGGACGUAUCAGGUGUCGAACAUGCGAGACGGGACCGCUACCGUGCUCGGCAACGGGACG
Fimicolochytrium jonesii is the source of this 1390-nucleotide messenger RNA. RefSeq names its product periplasmic binding protein-like I. The transcript is spliced from 8 exons. Lineage: Eukaryota; Fungi; Chytridiomycota; Chytridiomycetes; Spizellomycetales; Powellomycetaceae. Bases 160 to 1176 code for a protein of 338 amino acids. The record is from RefSeq and is a predicted model, not a curated record.